This is a messenger RNA of Conger conger (European conger), 3112 nucleotides long. Its product is annotated as alpha-amylase-like. The record is from RefSeq and is a predicted model, not a curated record. The transcript is spliced from 10 exons. Bases 524 to 1873 code for a protein of 449 amino acids. Gene Ontology annotation, biological process: carbohydrate metabolic process. Gene Ontology annotation, molecular function: alpha-amylase activity; cation binding. NCBI's taxonomy places the organism in Eukaryota, Metazoa, Chordata, Actinopteri, Anguilliformes, Congridae.
UUGGACUAGGCCUCGCUCAACAUCACUGUCAAAUGAAACAUGGCAGAACAUCAAUAGUCCACUUGUUUGAGUGGCGUUGGGCUGAUGUUGCUAAGGAAUGUGAGCAGUACUUGGCACCCAAUGGUUUUGGUGGGGUUCAGGGUCACACGGGGGCUGGAGCCUAUCCCAGCAUACAUUUGGCAAAAGGCAGGAAUACACCCUGGACACUGGACAGGUCACCAGUCAAUUGCAGGGCACACACACCAUUCACUCACACACUCAUACCCACUGGCAAUUUAGACUCUCCAAUCAGCCUAACCUGCAUGUCUUUGGACUGUGGGAGGAAACCCACACGAACACGGGGAGAAGAUGCAAACUGCACACAGAAAGGCCCUGGCUGACCGGGUUUUGAACCCAGGACCUCCUUGCUGUGAGGCGGCUGAAAUUGCUGAAAUUUCACGGUUGUACAUGCUUUAUGUAUUAUCAUAUUGUUGCUUGGGUUUGUGUGUCUUUGUUUUGCUAGAUCUCCCCUCCCAGUGAAAACAUGGUUGUCACCAAACCAUGGCGGCCCUGGUGGGAGAGAUAUCAGCCAGUCAGCCACAAUAUGUGCUCCCGAUCCGGAACUGAACAGGAGCUGAGGGACAUGAUCUCUAGAUGCAAUGCUGUUGGGGUGAAUAUCUAUGUGGAUGCAGUUAUCAAUCACAUGUGCUCAUGUGAAGGUGGGGUGGGCAGGCACUCGACCUGUGGCUCAUAUUUCAAUGCCAGCAAAGAGGAGUUCCCAUCCGUGCCCUUCUCUGCAAAGGAUUUUAAUGACAGAAAAUGCAAAACCCAGAGUGGAAAUAUUGAGAACUACCAGGACAAAUAUCAGGUGCGUGACUGUCGCCUGGUCGGCCUUCUCGACUUGAACCAUAGGCGGGAACAUGUCCGAGAAAAGGUGGCCGAGUACAUGAACGCUCUGAUAGACAUGGGUGUGGCAGGAUUCAGAGUGGACGCUUGUAAGCACAUGUGGCCGGAAGACUUGCAUGUUAUUUACAGCAGACUUCAUAAUCUCAACUCCACGUGGUUCCCAGCUGGUUCAAAGCCUUUCAUUUAUCAGGAGGUUAUUGACCUUGGUGGAGAGCCAAUAACAGCUGGUGAAUACUAUGAGAUGGGGCGUGUAACAGAAUUUAAGUAUGGAGCCAGACUGGGCACAGUCAUCCGCAAAUGGAAUGGGGAAAAGCUGUCAGAUCUCAAGAACUGGAGUGAUGACUGGGAUUUGAUGCCCUCAGACAAAGCUCUGGUAUUUGUGGACAACCAUGACAACCAGAGAGGACAUGGUGCAGGGGGUAGAUCCAUCCUCACCUUCUGGGAACCCAGGUUGUAUCGAUUAGCUAUGGGUUUCAUGCUGGCCUACCCAUACGGAAUGACUAGAGUGAUGUCAAGUUAUCGCUGGAAUCGGCAAAUCAUUGGUGGAAAAGAUCAGAAUGAUUGGAUGGGACCUCCGAGCUUUCCUGAUGGCUCUACAAAGCCUGUUCACAUUACCCCAGAUGGUGGCUGUGGAGAUGGAUGGGUGUGUGAACACAGAUGGCCUCAGAUCAGAAACAUGGUCAUUUUCCGGAAUGUUGUCAAUGGCCAGCCUCUGUGUAACUGGUGGGAUAAUGGAAGCAACCAGAUUGCUUUUGGGCGUGGCAAUCACGGCUUCAUUGUCAUUAACAACGAUGACUGGACCCUGGACGAGACACUGGACACUGGCUUGGCUAGUGGGAUGUACUGUGAUGUCAUUUCCGGGCAGAAGGUGGGAGGCCGAUGCACUGGGAAGCAGGUCACCGUGGGGGCAGACGGAAAAGCUCACUUCAAAAUUGGCUGCUCUGACCAUGACCCAUUGGUUGCCAUCCACAGGAACUCUAAAUUAUAGAUGCAAAAACCAGCAACAGCGCCUAGUGAGAGGCGCAAGCUCCCCCAUAUGUUUGCUGUCUGAUUCUAUGGCUGUGUUCUCAUGACCUCCCACAAAAAAAAAAUGUCUUGAUGCCAAAGCAGUUCAUAGGAGUGAACUUAAGCAGGGAUAUACACUCUGAGCACUUUAUUACACUUACUUAUUCAUGCGAUUAUCUAAUCUGCCAAUCAUAUGGCAGCAGUGGUAUGCAGAAGAGCCUACACAUCAAACCUCUUAAGUGGAUAGGCUACAGCAGCAGAAGACUUAAUGAGUCUAAUGAGAAAUAAGUAAUAAAUACCUAAUAAAGUGCUCACUAAGUGUAUUUAGCUCCCAAGGUGUUUUUGUGAGGCUAUAGAAAACUAUGUGUGUUACACCUUGUUUGCCACUUCGAAUCAGCACAGAAAUGAUGUAGAUAUAGAUACACACACAGCUACUGCUACUGCUCCUGUUGUGGUCUUUUCAUUGUAGAUGGUAAUGAUACUCAGCAUGCAAGUAGCCAGAUUUUUUAUGACUUGCUCCUGAAGUAAUUUUAGGAAUUUUUUUUAGGGGGGGGGAUCUGCAUUUAAGGUGGCAAAACAUUCACUGAAGGGGACAGACGAGGUCAACAAUAAAUACAUUCUCCAGCAACUUUAACGCCUAUAAGCCUACAUUUUGAAUAGCCUGGAAUAAACUGUGGCAUGUUAAUGCAAAACCCAUUUAGCCUGAGGGUACUAGCCUAGACAGCUUGCACUGUUAAUCUUCAUCAAUAUAAUUGCUAUAAAAGGAAGCAUAUUCAUUAAUCAUAUGGAAAACUCUCAAACGUUGUGCGUGUUUACAGACCGAACGGAAAAAAUUAGAAGACGAGAAGAAUGCUGCUAUAUAUGCCAAUUUAUGGCUGACGGUGAUCACACACAAUAACGAGGAUUGAGAGGCAGGAGGAUCAGAUUUCUACCUGACCAGAAUGUUGAUGACACAAGACAUGAAAAAUGAGAAUACAUCAAAGAAACAGAAGUGGUGCUUCACUACCACCAAUCAGGAAUAAUAAUUUCUGAUGGGAACAUGAAGAAUAGCAUCCCAUGCAUCAUUUUACUGAUGCACACUACCUGAAAACCUCUUUAAUGUGGAGACGAGCAUGUGUUUAUAUCCUUAUGUAUGUAAUAAAAUAUUAAGGACAAAAGAAAAUGCCAGACCCCGUCCAAAUCCAUUCUCUAUCUCAAACUGAUAUUAAAUCCGAGCCCUAUU